Messenger RNA from Diorhabda carinulata, 2513 nucleotides. Its product is annotated as LITAF domain-containing protein. Lineage: Eukaryota; Metazoa; Arthropoda; Insecta; Coleoptera; Chrysomelidae. The transcript is spliced from 3 exons. Gene Ontology annotation, molecular function: zinc ion binding. The coding region runs from base 509 to 892 and encodes 127 amino acids. The record is from RefSeq and is a predicted model, not a curated record.
AUGUAUUUGUGAGAACACCUUGUGUAUCCACGUCAUUACAUACUUGUUUAAGAUUGUCGUUAUCAGAGGUCUGCCUAAAUCUUUAUAUUGAGUAGAAGAAAUCGUUUCACAUGGAAGAUGACCUCGAACUAUUAGAAUAUCAACAAAAGAGCUCGGAAUAAUACGAGUAGAUAGAAAGUAAGCUCGCUAGACUUACAACACUAUAGUUUUGUAUAAAUCACGUUGCUGACCGUAUUGGUAGUUACGCCGUUCGAUUUAGUUUCGCAGUUCGAUUUCAUUCUCUCGUCGUUCGCAAUAAAGUAAAUAUAGAGAAUGACCUCCGCAACAUUUUCACGCUGAUCUUCAAAUUAAAAAAGUGUUUUGUAUAACGCGCUCGAUUUCGCAUAACCCAAUUAUCAUUCUGUUGACCCAAGUAUUGUUAAAAUUAGUAAGCGAGUGAGUGUCGCAAGGUGUUUGGUGAAAUAAACGAUAUAUUUAGAUUUAGUGCGAGUAUUUUUAUUGUGUGAAUAUGAGUAAAAGUAAUUAUUCGAUGCCCCCUCCCUAUGGGCCCCCGCAAGCUGCUCCGCCAAGUUAUGCACAAGCCGUUGGGGGUGUUCCACCCUCUAGUCCUUACGUACCUAACCAUUCCUUUGUAAAAGGUCCAGAAAUUGUAACGACUGUCGUGCCAGUAGGAAAACAUCCAACGCAUAUGAUAUGCCCAUAUUGUUAUGCUGAAAUAGACACGACAACCAAAUCUCAACCUGGAUGUAUCGCAUACGUUUCAGGGACAAUACUUUGUUUAAUAGGAUGCUUCUUUGGAUGUUGCCUGAUUCCGUGUUGUAUAGACAAAUGUUUGGACGUAUCCCACACAUGUCCGAAUUGCAACUCAUACCUUGGAACAUUUAAAAGAUAAAUGUACUAGUAAAGUUAUUUUUGAUAAUUAGAAAAAAAGGGGCUUAUAUAAAAUCGCACUACAUAUUACAAUAUUUAAAUAUUUAUGCCUCGAAUUAAAAAUAAUAUAGAAUAUUCGUUAUCAUGUAGAUCGACAAAAAUAACUUUAAAUAUAGUGUUCAACUGAUUAAUUCAUAAAAAGGUCAUCUUUUAAAGCUACAUGAGUCGAUGUGUAAAAGUGUUAAAUUUACAUACAUGAAGUUUUUUUUUUAAUUAAUAUUUUUUCGCCCAAUAAAAGCACUUUUGAAAUAUACUAUUUGUAUAUCUGUUGAUGGACAUAAGAUACGUAAGAAUUAUCGUUUUACCACAAAUCCGUCAUGGCAUCUGAGUCAGCUGAUUGCGAAUCAUAACCUAGAACGACAAUUUGAUCGCUGUUUUCGUUCACGUUUCACGUUAAUUUUUUUUUACGUAUGAAAACCUCAGUAAUCUAGCAAUUACGCUGCUCAUGAGAAUGGUUAGACAACCAUUUAAGGGGAAAAAAUAAUUUUAACAUUUCAAAAAACCAUAGACAAAUGAAAAAAUCCUCAGCUGAUCACGUUUACCUACUGGUCCACCAGGGUAAGAAGAAUCAGAUAUGACUAUCACCCUAUUAACUCGGAUCAAUUUCCGAACGUGUUCACCAUCGAAAUCAAAAGUUGUGACAAAAUUCUCAACAGAGCUACCAGUUCAAAAUUUUACACAAUAGAAGAGGUAAAGGGAGAAGGAGGUUAGUUAGGUUAGGUUCUAAUCUUUGUUUUUAAAUCUCAUGUGCUAUUGCUAUAGAUGACGGCCUAAUCCGAUAUGAUUGGAUAAUUAUUGAACAUUCAAUAUGCCUAAGGUAAUCAGUGUUAUGGCGGAAAAUAUGUGCCUCCUCAACUUUUUAAGUACCUUCGGAGUACUAAGAAACAAUCCUAUAUAUGUGUAAAAAUUUUCUGAAUAAGUUUGGUGCGCACUUCUAAAUAUUUACUGUUUAUUUCUAUGAUCUGUCAAAUCUCAAAGUAUUUAAAAGAUUUUGAACUUGUGGUGCUUUUACUUUUUUUUUCUGGAUCCAUUUGUGAUUGUCCAUCUACAUUGAUAGUAACAAAAUGUUUAACGUUUAUUAUUAAAAUGUAAUCGAAAAAAUUGUUUUAUGUAAUACUAACGAUGUUUAUUUUAUAACAAAUAUGUACUUUGUACAUAAUUAAAUAUUUUGUAGAGCAUAUUAUUAAACAAGUCAAUAGAUUAAUGUGAACAUUACGGAUAAGCAAGUAUAGAGAUGGUGGAAUUUUUUGACGAAAAUUUGAUUGUAUUUUAUAAAUAUAAAUUGUAUACAGGGUUAUUCGUAAGUGGUAUAACUUUGUGGAAAACCUCGUUCCAGAAAAUAUAUUUUUUGUACUUUCUCGCUAGGUCUCUUGACAUUUUGUGUUACCAAAAUGAGCUUUUUACAUGAUAAGAUAUAAUUUUUUUAUUCGAAUUCGAAAUAUUUUUAGCAAUUUUUCGUUCAGUUAAAACCAUAUCGAGUUUUUCUUAACUUUUUUCCAAAGUUAUAUUAUGAAAAACCCUCGUACUUGUUCUUGUUAACAUGAUAUUGAAGAAUGCACGAAAAAUAAAAACAAUUCACAACU